CUAUGAGCAAUCUAUAAGUGUCAAAAAGUUGGCGUUGAUUACGUUAAAGUAACAUCCUAGUCGUUAUCAAUUUUUCCCAGUUUCUAAUAAAAAAAUGGGUUUUGGGGAUUAUCCUGUCGAAUACGAUCCGAAAGUUCAUGGUCCUUAUGAUCCUGCUCGUUACUACGGAAAAGCCGAUACUCCCUUGUCUCAAGUAAAACUUGGAGAACUUUCUGCAUGGUUUGCUCGAAGGAAUAAAUCUCCACAGGCAAUUGCGGGUGCCAUUAGUCGUGCAUACUGGAGAUGGAAUCACAAAUAUUUCUUGCCAAAAAGAAAUGGCAUAGCUCCAUACUUUCAGGUCAUUACAGCAUCAAUGAUAUUCUUCUACGUGAUAAAUUAUGGAAAGAUUAGAAAACACAAGAACUACAGAUACCACUAAAUUAAAAUGCAAUUUUGAUCAGUAGUAAAAAGAAGUUUGUGUCAAGGAUCCAUUUGUUAUUUAAAGUGUUACAGACACAUUAAUUUCAUUUGUAAACAUUAUCAAUAUACAAAAUUGUA
Messenger RNA from Agrilus planipennis (emerald ash borer), 537 nucleotides. It is a transcript of the gene ATPsynF, whose product is annotated as putative ATP synthase subunit f, mitochondrial. The record is from RefSeq and is a predicted model, not a curated record. Gene Ontology annotation, biological process: proton motive force-driven mitochondrial ATP synthesis. The transcript has 4 exons. Lineage: Eukaryota; Metazoa; Arthropoda; Insecta; Coleoptera; Buprestidae. Gene Ontology annotation, molecular function: proton-transporting ATP synthase activity, rotational mechanism. Bases 95 to 418 code for a protein of 107 amino acids.